Solanum dulcamara is the source of this 1914-nucleotide messenger RNA. Its product is annotated as protein NRT1/ PTR FAMILY 1.2-like. The transcript has 4 exons. Bases 108 to 1853 code for a protein of 581 amino acids. Gene Ontology annotation, biological process: transmembrane transport. Gene Ontology annotation, cellular component: plasma membrane. Gene Ontology annotation, molecular function: transmembrane transporter activity. NCBI's taxonomy places the organism in Eukaryota, Viridiplantae, Streptophyta, Magnoliopsida, Solanales, Solanaceae. The record is from RefSeq and is a predicted model, not a curated record.
GGAAGCAUCAACUUUAAUGUUUCUACUCUUUGCUCUCUCUCUCUAUUGGUUAUAUAUUAAAGCAAAGAACAAACUGAGGAAGGAAAAAAAACAGAGUAGUUGUGAAAAUGGAGAGAAAAAGAGAAGUGGUUGAAGAGAAAUCAAGAAAGGGUGGUCUUAUAACCAUGCCUUUCAUAAUUGUGAAUGAAUCAUUUGAAAGGGUAGCAAGUUAUGGUUUACAAUUUAACAUGAUAAUCUAUUUGAUGACAUAUUAUGGCAUGAGUGCUGCUACUGGUACUAGCAUUCUUGGACUAUGGGGUGCACUUUCAAAUGGGUUGGCAAUUGUUGGGGCAAUUGUUGCUGAUUCUUACUGGGGUCGGUAUAGGGUUGUUGCCUCUGGAUCCAUCUCCACUUUUAUUGGAAUGAUUAUUCUUUGGCUGACAGCUAUGAUUCCACAACUCAAGUCUUUACCCUGCUCUCAGUUCCAACAUGUUUGUAGUGGAGCAACACUAGUCCAACUUGCUGUUCUAUUUUUAUCUUUUGUGUUUAUGUCCAUUGGAGCUGGUUUUGUUAGACCUUGUUCUAUAAUAUUUGGUGCAGAUCAAUUGGAAAAUAAAGAGAACCCCAGGAACCAGAGGCUUAUUGAAAGCUAUUUCAAUUGGUACUAUGCUAGCACAGGGAUUUCAACUAUUCUUGCAGUUACCAUUAUGGUUUAUAUUCAAGAUCGUUAUGGUUGGAAAAUUGGCUUUGGUGUCCCGCUUAUCCUCAUGUUUUUGUCUGUCUCAAUGUUCCUUAUCGGUUCUCCUCUUUAUAUCAAAGUGAAAGCAAAAGAUACAGAAAACGUGGCCAUAGGAUUGCUUCAAGCAGUUGUAGCAGCUUUUAGGAAAAGAAAUACCAAUCUUCCAUUGAUUGAUUGUGAUGACUACUAUCGUUGGCCACUUGAAUCAGAGGCCUCGACACCAUCAAAGGACUUCAGUUGUUUAAAUAGAGCUUGCAUGAUUCAAGAUCGUCAAAGGGAAUUGAAUCCUGAUGGAUCAGCUUCAAAUCCAUGGAGUCUCUGUAGUUUAGAACACGUUGAAUCACUGAAGGCUCUUCUUAGAGUACUUCCUAUGUGGUCCACUGGUUUUAUAAUCUUUGUGGACAUGAAUGUAUUCGCAUUUUCCUUACUUCAAACAAAGACCAUGGAUAGACAUAUCUUCGCUCAUGUUGAAAUACCAGCAGCAUCAUUCAGUGUGUUCAUGAUUCUUUCUUUAGCAGUGUGGAUUGCUUUCUAUGACCGUGUUUUGGUCCCUUUUCUAUCAAAAUAUAGUGGAAAGCCAAGAGGGUUGAGUCCUAUCACCCGAAUGGGGAUUGGCUUAAUAGCCUCCCUUAUGUCUAUGUUAUUGUCAGCAAUAACAGAAAGCAUAAGACGACAAAGGGCAAUAGAGGAAGGGCAUGAGGACGACCCAAGUGCUUUAGUGAACAUGUCUGCUCUGUGGUUCGUGCCACAGUAUGCACUACUCGGAGUGGCUGAGGCUUCCCAUGCAGUUGGACAGAUUGAGUUCUUGUACGCUUUAUUACCCAAGAGCAUGUCCAGCAUAGCGUCAGCUAUGUACACUGUCGGGACUGCUGUGUCUAAUUUGAUUGGAAGUAUUCUGGUGAGUGGUGUGGAUUGGCUUUCAUCAACCGGAGGUAGAACGAGCUGGCUUUCGAGCAACAUUAAUAAGGGUCACAUUGAUUACUAUCUCUGGUUGCUUACUUUUUUGAGUUUGCUCAACUUCUUCGUUUUUCUGUUGGUCUGCCGGUUGUACGAAUCUGGCAAUGAUGAAAGCAGUAGGUCAUCUCAUGCGGUCGAUGAGAAAGAAUGUGAUUAUAUGCUUUUAUCUGAAUCUUGAUGUACUGUAUUAAUGUUGAAUCAUGCAACACCAAUAAAGUGUUUUUAUGUGUUUACCUCUA